GCCGGGCGACUCAGCCGGUGCAGCCAUGGGCUCCCGCGGCUCCCACGCCGCGCGCAUUCCCGACGGGGACAGCAUCCGGCAGGAGACGGGCUUCUCGCAGGCCAGUCUGCUCCGCCUCUACCACCGGUUUCGGGCACUGGACAGGAACAAGAAGGGCUACCUGAGCCGCGUGGAUCUGCAGGAGAUUGGGGCGCUGGCCGUGAACCCCCUGGGAGAGCGCAUUAUAGACAGCUUCUUCCCUGACGGGAACCUGCGAGUGGAUUUCCCAGGCUUUGUCAGAGUCCUGGCUCAUUUUCGACCUGUGGAUGAUGAGGACCCAGGCAUGCGAGACCCCAAGGAACCUGAACCCCUCAACAGCAGAAUGAACAAACUUCGGUUCGCAUUUCAGCUCUAUGACCUGGAUCGAGAUGGAAAGAUCUCCAGGCAUGAGAUGCUACAGGUCCUCCGGCUGAUGGUUGGGGUGCAGGUGACAGAAGAGCAGUUGGAGAGCAUCGCGGACCGCACGGUGCAGGAAGCGGACGAAGAUGGGGAUGGGGCCGUGUCCUUCCUGGAGUUCACCAAGUCCUUAGAGAAGAUGAACAUCGAGCAGAAAAUGAGCAUCCGGAUCCUGAAGUGACCCCCUUUGUGCCUUUGACUAGCUUACACAGACCAGUUCAGCCUGGGAUUUAUCUUCAGCCCCCCAAGGGGCAGGGCCCCCAUAAACUGUAUUUUUGUGUCUAUGCUAAACUCUGUUUAGGACCAAGGAGAGAAAGCCAGAAGGGUGUGUACUAAAUAAAGUCUAGCUCAUUUGAUCUCAGAUUUGUCAAUCAGCCAGCAAUCUUCCGGUUGCCAGAGACUGAAAACCCAACUUAUAGUGCCUUGAGUAAAAAAGGGAUUUUAUGGGCUCAUGUAAUUAAAAAGUUUGAAAGUGUCUUUAGAAUGCUGGAAAAGUCUGGAAGUGUCCUCAGGCACAGUUAGAUUCAAAGUGCUCACACAAUGCUAUCAGGACUCAGUGAUUCAUUUCUCAAUCGGCUUUCUUUCGUGUCGGCUUUAUUCUCAGGAGGGCUCUUUCCCCAUGGUGGAGGAUGGCCACCAGAAGCUCCAGGCUUCCAUCCUACUAGCCUAGUAAUCCAGUGGGAAGGGAUUUCCUUUUUCAGUAAUUCUGAGCUAAGGGUGUCAUUAGCCUGAGUGGGUUCUUGUCCCUAGCUCCAAGGGAAUGGAGUGCUCUAACUGACCCAGCCUGUGUCAUGUGCUAACUGCUAAAGCCUGAGCACUCAGGGUGGGGUAAGGAGUAGCUGUUUACAGGAAAAUGAGGUGUCAUUAUCAGAAAAAAGGGGAAUGAUGCCAGUUGGGCAAAACAAGAGAUAUCCAUUACUGUUAGGUUGACCCAACUGCGGGGGGGGAGGGGGGAAGAAUUCUUGAAGUCUGACUUUUUAAAUGGGUUUUCACCGAUUCUGUGGGUGCACACCAGGGGGAUGGGGGUGGGCAGGUGGGGGCACAGAUGAUAUAAAAGUAAUAAACAAGACAUACUUUCCCAGGACAUGACAUUAUUCAAAGACUUGGAGAAUAAUUCCAUUUUUUUCACGGUAAGAUGUUCAAACAUUGCUAUAUCACAGAAUAGAGGGUAAAAGUCGCAUAAAAUUGUGAGAUCUUAUGUCUACAGCAAAAUGCUCUCGCUGUGCCUAUGGGAGAUGCUGUUGGUACCCUGCCCAUUCUCUCCUACCAGCGCUGUGCUGGAGCUCUCUUACGUCAACACAUGGGAGGCAAGCAUGCUUCUGGCUUCCGUCUGUGCUUUCAGUGAUGUUACGUUGGUAGCUUGGGUUGGCUGUGGCGGGGAUAUUUACACCAAGGACAUUGGUAAAUGCAAUAGACCAGGGCUUUUCUGCUUAGGAGAGCCUGUUGUUAAACAUUUAGCAGCACACCACCUGCUCAGCAUUCACCAUUCCUGUAUGUGUUGGUGGCUUCCAUUUUACCCCAGCUUUAUUGUAUCGUAAUUGGUGUGCAAAGAACUGCACAUAAUUGAUGUAUACAAUGUGAUGAGUUUGGACAUAGGUAUACAUUCAUGUUACCAUCGCCAUGAUCAAGUAAUAAACAUCCAUCAUCUCCAAAAA
Messenger RNA from Leptonychotes weddellii (Weddell seal), 2090 nucleotides. RefSeq names its product calcineurin like EF-hand protein 2 (gene CHP2). NCBI's taxonomy places the organism in Eukaryota, Metazoa, Chordata, Mammalia, Carnivora, Phocidae. The record is from RefSeq and is a predicted model, not a curated record. Gene Ontology annotation, molecular function: calcium ion binding.